CCUUGCUCCAUUGAACCUGGCGCUAACUGCCUGUCGAGCAACAAACGUGCCCAUACUUACCUAACCUAGUACCUCCACUACCGAUACAGUUCUCUUGUCAACUGCUUGUUCUGCUUGUAUUGACCUGAAAGCCUCCUUCAGCAUUCGCUUGACCGAUAUCUAGGGAUCUGGGGCUGUCAUCAGAUUCUGGUUCCCUGUCACUGCAAACAGAAACUCUUUUGUGAGACGAUGAACGCGAUAGUGAUUUCCCGUGCGACUUGAUAUUCGGUCCCUCUGCGAUAUAAUCGAUAGACACUGCUUUACAGAGUCGCCUAGAAACGCCUGACCCUCUCUCUUUCUCUUACUCACCAACACAAAGGCCAUUCUGCUGGCUUCAAGACAGCGCAAGGCUCUCUCGCAACAGCUUUAAGUUUCUGGCUCUCUGGUGUGUCGCUGGCGCUACACUCGCCUUUCUAACUCGCCCAGAUGCUUGUCAGCAAUCAACUCGACACUUCAAUAUCAAGCGCAGCCGCCAGCCAUGCCCUUUAACCAACAGGCCAUGACAUACAGAUUUCCAUCAGUGUCUUUUGUCCUGCGUUUUCAGUCAGUUUUGUUUCCUCGCCAAUAUACCCCGUUGUCAUGUUACCUCUCCUUCAAAUGUCCCCUCACGCGGUGACGCCGCCGCAGUCGAAUCUCGAUACCCUCUCAACGUUCCCAAAUAACGACGCCGCCACUUUCAACGACCAUCACCCUCGCAAUGUCCCAGCGCCGUAUCAGCAGUCAUUCGCGAUUCGCACCUCUCGACCUCACCGGCACACUAUCCCGUACGGCUCAGCUCUUUAUCCGCCACGCCAAGAGCAUCAUUUACGACGAAAGACACCAAACGGUACUGUCGAUGCCGGAUAUGACGGCUCGCCGUCGUUGUUCUCGCAUGGUCCCCCGCCUUCAAAACAUUUAGUUCUACCUCGAUCAGCGACUGCUACGGCAUUUCCCCUGACGGGCCCUCCAAUACGCCAAUCUCAUUACAACGGGGGCAUCGACUACCGCCGUCCAUCCUCAGUCGGCAAUACAGGUCUCAGCGAUGACCUGCAAGCCCGUCCUGGAUCUUCCACUUGGGCUUAUGGGAGCGAUACGGCAUUACAUCAUGGUGCACUUCCCACUAAUCAUUAUGGCCUUCAUCAAGCCGAAGGCCAAUACAUUCCUCAAGGCCAGCCUGAAGCGCCGGGGGUAUUCCCUAAUCUUUACCAACCAAUAAUACGAGCUCACGAGUACAAUGUCAGGGCAUUUUGCCCACCCCCUAUAGUCAUGAACGAAUCGCUGCCUUUUGGUCAGCCAGGCAUGCAUACUCCAUGGAACUAUCAUGGCCGACCAGGCCUUGUCUCAGCAAGGCACGUUCAGCCGCAGGACUUGCGCUCUUUCCAGCAGCAUUGUGGUUCUGAUCUCGCACGUUGUUCUUCCUUUGCUUCAGGUUUUGACUCGGAAACUCAGCAUCAUCCUGGAUUCGAUUCGGGCAUGUACACACAGUCAUAUCUUCGGCCACCUCAUAUGAGCAGUCAACAAGGUUUCAGAGAGAAAGUAUUGUUACAGGCGCACAGGGUCUACGUUGAUCUGCUGGCGUACGCACAAACUAUCCGGAAACCGCAGACUUCCAAAGGAGCAGCAGGCCACAACACGUCCCCCAGGCUUCUUGUUUACCCUAAACCUCCGAAACCGUCCUUGAGAAUAUCUGAAGCCGCACUUGGACAAGAUACUACAUUAUUCAAGAGCUCCUCUGAGAAUGAUUCGUACCAAGACUUCCAGUCCAGGGGACAUGUCGUACCCUACUUUCAGGGGCCGUAUAACAGUUAUUCCUCCACAGGUAAUUCAACACUUUUCGCGGCAGCAAAGUCUAUUUUAGAUAUGCUCAGCAGUCUUUGCGAACAGAGUACCUGGAGCUGGAUCGAUGGGAUAAUGCUAGGGGGAUGUUUGCACUAUGGUCUAGAUCAAUAUCAAGAGGCAUUGGAAUGGUUCUCGAGAAUUACCGCCCUUGACUCGAGUCAUGUCGAGGCAAUUACGAAUAAAGCCGCCACUCUUUACUGUCUCGGCCGCCAAGACGAGGCCGAGAAACACUGGAUCAGAGCUGUGGAAGUGCAGCCUAGUUACUUAGAAGCUGUUGAACAUCUUGUUGGACUUCUUUACAAAAAGCGCAGCAAAGAGGCCGUCGAGAUCAUCGACCACGUUCAACGCGCUCUAAGGGUAUCGCCGGCACAGAAUCAGCAAGCCGGACCUCACGACCAACUAGUGAAACCUCCUGGUUUCGCAUCCAGUGGCUAUGCUAUUCAUGGGAAAGAGAAUGGGCGUAUUCUAGCUCUCAUACAUGCAAAGGGAACCAUGCUAUACAGUAUUAAAGAUGUAAACAGAGCAUCAGAGGCUUUUGAAGAGGCCGUGUUGAUCAGCGUAGGUCGCCAAAUGACUAGUAUACAGGAUCUCGUUCGUCGAAUCCAGGCUGCCUUAUCGCCAACAGAAACUCCAGUCUCGCAUAGGAACGCUAGGCACGGUACUCGGCCCUUAUUACUCCCUCCUGAACGGGCUCGUCAUACUGCACAGCUCGUCUUCGGUGGCACCGGUUCUCUACCGGGACUGCAGCAUGUGGCUGAAGGCUCAACCAAGCGAGCUGCUGUGCAGACUACGAGCAAUUCGCUGUUAUCGUUGGCUAAGAUAUUUCAAGAUUCCUUGUCAAGCGGGCAAGGACUCCCGAACAUUCUGCGACGCCCUUCUGGGGUCGAAGAUAUCCUGGCCCUUUACUAUCUAUCGCUUUCCCUUCAGGAAAGCCCUUCCACGGCUAACAAUGUCGGCAUUCUCCUCGCCGGUGUUCAACAGAUAGCAUCAAAUCCCCCAACCCCGAAUGUUGAUGUGCCUGCUCAUUCGAGCAUUCCCGGCAUUGUGCCAGGCAGCGGUCUGGCUUUGGCUUUGGCGUACUAUCACUAUGGCCUACGCCUGGAUCCCAAGCAUGUCCAUUUACACACCAACUUGGGAAGUCUGCUCAAGGACAUUGGACAGUUGGAUCUUGCGAUACAAAUGUAUGAACAGGCCGUGGCGUGCGAUGGGACUUUUGAUAUCGCCUUGACAAACCUCGCCAAUGCUGUCAAGGACAGGGGACGCAUCAACGAUGCAAUAACAUAUUACAAACGCGCUGUGAGCUCCAACCCCGAAUUUGCCGAAGCCGUAUGUGGUCUUUCGACAGCUCUCAACUCUGUUUGUGACUGGAGAGGUCGCGGUGGGGUCAUCCUGAAGGCCGGGAAAUAUGAUCGAUGGCACGUUGAUGACAAAGGUCUGCUGAUUGAUGCCCGUUCUUUCGGGCAUGACAGCGGCCUCGUCAAGCGUGUCGUACGAAUUAUCAAUCGCCAGUUGAGUGACGCAUCACAUUGGGGUCAGGGGGUUCUCGAUGAGAAGAAAAUCGCCUCAUUUGCGCGGCAGAUUAAGGACCUGGGCCUGGUCACAUCGUUCGACCCUGAGCAAGCUCUUAGGGGAUGGAGCAACAAACCAUGGGAGGGCUCCCGCGUGAUACGUUUGAUAGAGCGUGUAGCUCGUGCAACGCAAUGGAAAUGGUAUCAGGAUCAGCACGUCUCUGGCAGUCAAGCACAUACCCAGUACACUCGGCUUCGAUUACCCAGCGGACUCAGCGUUCCUUCAGCACCAACCGUCCUACCCUUUCACACUUUCACAUGCCCCCUAUCAGCAAAGGACAUUCGAGUAAUUUCACAGCGCAAUGGCAUUCGAAUAUCUUGUUCAACACUACGGCUGCCAUGGCUCCCUUCCACAGUCUAUCCCCCGCCGCCUCCCCCUAACCCACACCUUAACAUAGGAUACGUAUCGUCGGACUUUAACAAUCACCCCCUGGCUCACCUGAUGCAAUCAGUAUUUGGAUUCCACAAUCCCAGUCGGGCACGCGCCAUUUGCUAUGCUAUAACUGCAAGCGACCGAUCUGUCCACCGACAGCAGAUCGAAAGAGAGGCUCCUGUUUUUCGUGACGUCAGCAGCUGGCCCGCAGACAAACUGGUAGAACAAAUCAUCAAGGACGAGAUUCAUAUACUUGUCAACCUCAACGGCUAUACAAGAGGGGCACGCAACGAAAUUUUUGCUGCACGACCUGCACCGGUCCAGAUGUCUUUCAUGGGCUUUGCCGGGACUCUGGGUGCUGAGUGGUGCGAUUACAUUCUGGCCGAUAGCACAGCCAUUCCACCAGAGACCCUACGGCCCUGGCGUGGAAACUUCAAGAUCACCGAUGUUUUCAAGGACGAUACGGAGGGCGAGGAGGAGGACUGGAUGUACUCGGAAAAUAUCAUCUAUUGCCGAGAUACUUUCUUCUGUUGCGAUCAUGCUCAGUCAUGCGAUGCGAGUGAACGAUCGGUUACUUGGGAACAAGAGCGGAGGCGUCGCUGGAAGAUGCGAAAGGAGCUUUUCCCUGCUUUGAGUGAUGACACUAUCAUCAUGGGCAAUUUCAAUCAGUUAUACAAGAUCGAGCCUACAACCUUUAGAACAUGGCUAAGAAUCCUGGCACAGGUGCCAAAGGCAGUGAUAUGGCUACUUCGAUUUCCGGAGCUCGGGGAAGCCAAUCUGCGGCGAACUGCUAAGGCCUGGGCUGGUGAAGAAGUGGCCAGUCGUCUGAUCUUCACAGAUGUUGCGCCAAAGAGUCAGCAUAUCUCGAGGGCUCGUGUGUGUGACCUGUUUCUCGACACCCCUGAGUGCAACGCCCAUACAACAGCGGCAGAUGUUCUCUGGUCAAGCACACCCCUACUCACGCUUCCUCGAUACCCAUACAAGAUGUGCUCUCGCAUGGCCGCAUCAAUCUUGAAGGGCGCUCUACCUAAAUCAAACGAAGGCCAAGAGGCUGCAGCAGAACUGAUUGCCGCGAGUGAAGAAGAGUACGAGCAACGCGCGGUUGAACUCGCCACCGGCCUCAGCUACACCAUGUCAGCGGACGGCUAUGGUCAGGGUGAUGGCCGCUUGGCAGAUAUACGCAAGUUGUUGUGGGAAAGCAAAUGGCACUGCGGGCUCUUCGAUACGAAGCGUUGGGUGAAUGACGUUGAAACAGCCUAUGAGCAAGCGUGGCAACGAUGGGUUGCUGGCGAAGGCGGCGACAUUUAUUUAUGAAUGGACGAGGAGCGAGGCAACUCACAGUGUUGGCGGAUAUUGGACGGAAAGGUAUAUAUACAUACUCGAGGAUCUGACAAAGGUCAAGGGUAUUGAAUGUGUAAAUGAGGCGUAUGGGUAAGCCGGAACAUGCUAUUGAGGUAUAUCUCAGGAUGGCGUUGGGGGGAUGUUUUCCUUGCUAUUUUGACGUCGCAGAUGGGUAGUUCUCUCUCAUUCGCAGCAAACGGGGUUUGAGUUCCGGACAUAUCCUCUGGGAGUACCAGUUCAUCGAGUCGAUGCAUUAUCAUCUCCUGACAGACAGACAGGUCGACAAUUACACUGAUCCACUAUAUAUUUGUAGAAUCGCAAGAAACAUGGGGGAGAAAGGCACUUUAUAUUGUGUCUUCGUUACUCACCGCGCUCCAAGAAAAAGAACCCUUACAAUGACAUUACUGUGUUCUGUCAAGAAGAAGCAGCUAAAUGGAAGCAUCCAUCCAGGGUAGACAAAUACUCUGCGUGGUGUAGGGUGGGUGGGUUGACAUGCAUGAUAAUGAGGGAUGGAUGGAUGGCGCUUGAAAAGUUGAAAAGACUCCGGAUGCGGCUGGUUCUGGAGCAGAUCAUCCGCAAGAGGAAAAUGAUGUGACCAUAUCCCCAGCUGAGGUCAGGGUAAGCAGCAGGGAGCUGGACAACAAGACAGGGGAAAGGAAUGGUUUCAUUGGGUGAUGCAGACGUCAACUGAGAAGCCAGCUGAGCCGAGCUGAAAAGCCGUUGUCUGUUUCGCUUGGCGCGAUCCAAGAAGGGUUUGGACGCUGAAGGGAGGCCUGACGCCACAACGUUUUUCGUUUUUAGUGGCCGGUGUUGAAUGGAGCUUGGAUUAGGGGCUCCAUCAACGUCCGGGCGGGGAUAGACUGACUAUUGCCAAUAUCGUCAUCUGCCCAUCGGAGCCUCCCUCAUUCGGUCAAGAGGUAGGUCAUUCAUGGAAUAUUUAAAGUAGCAUUCACCAAAGGGCAGCUCCUGUUGCUUUGCCAGUCAGGCCAUGGUGAAGGUUUGUUCUACAUACAGCACAGCACAUAAUACGGAACAGAUACUGUAGAUAGAUGCCAAAGGAGGCUGCAGAGUGCACCAGCGCAUUGUGGAUUCAAUAGUGACAGCCGUGAUGUAACCAUACCUUGAUUGACAUGAAGAUCCUUUCACGCAGAGCCCAAGCUGGCGGACCCCAAUGGGCCUAUCUGCCUCUGCUCGCAAGAAUAGUAUGUACUAGACGCAGUCCAGGAGCUCUCAGUCAGUCAAGACAUAUUAUGCCUCGAGGAUCUCUCCCAUGCGUAUAGUAUGACCAUGGCCAUGGCAUGUGUUGUCUGUGAGUGAUCCAACGCGUGGUCUGAUCUGAUCUCGGCAGACGCCUUGGCCCUGGACAAUCUUUUCAUUUAGAUUUUAGACGAACCCGCUUGCCCGCCCGUUUUUGUUUCGUUUCGUUUCGUUUCCAAUGGGAGAAUGGUUGGUGCAAACCGCAGCGUUGCUAUGACCCCAUCGUCCUUUACCCAACCCCUGCUCGUUCAGACACCUGGGCGCGUUAGCAUUCUCCGCACCUGAUCAAACGUGGACGAACGGGCUGUAACGCACAUUAGUUAGGGAGAAGUUAAUUAGAACAAAGAACUAACUAGAGGACUAGUAGAGGAACAAGAUGAUGACCGUGACGGGCCAGGGUCUAGAUAUUAUUCGGCUGUCCAGGAAAGUGCCCAUCCAUCGAUCACUCUGCAUUUGGAUGCAGCAAUCUUAUUUUUCCAUCCAUUGCAACGGUAGUCGGACAGUCGAGUCAGGGCUUGGAAGGUCACCGCCGCUUUCUUAUGUGGUCUGGUCUGGUCUGGUCUCGUCUUGACUGGGUUGGGUUGGGAUUAACGAAAUCAGGGAUGGAAAUCUCGCACUCGUCCGUCCGUCCUUGAUUGAGUCUGAGUAAUGCUUGUGUAAUGUCCUGUUCAAGAGUAAGAGAGAAAGUUGAUGGACUGCCGUGUAUUACGGGCAAGCCUGCGCAUUUUCGAAAGUAUAUACACUCAUCAGUCGAGAGGGUUUAUGUAGUAGGGUUUGUUACCGAGUGAAGCAAGAUACUCAGAAUGGUUUAUCUUUUUGGGCCGAACAGGUUCGGAGGUGCACUGCCAAAAAUCAAAAGGUCCGCCCGAGGGACAAUCAAACAGAUUAC
Molecule: messenger RNA, 7285 nt
Organism: Fusarium odoratissimum NRRL 54006
Lineage: Eukaryota; Fungi; Ascomycota; Sordariomycetes; Hypocreales; Nectriaceae
Exons: 5
Coding region: 619-5112 (1497 amino acids)
Biological process (GO): protein O-linked glycosylation
Molecular function (GO): protein binding; glycosyltransferase activity
Source: RefSeq, a predicted model, not a curated record